AUGCCCGGGCUGCGCCGGGACCGCCUGCUGACCCUUCUGCUGCUGGGCGCGCUGCUCUCCGCCGACCUCUACUUCCACCUCUGGCCCCAAGUGCGGCGCCAGCUGCGGUCGCGAGAGGACCUGCGGGGCUGUCCCUGCGUCCGCCGCUCCUCGGCCUCCAUCUCCGCCGCAGCCCCCUCGGACCCCGGGCCUGCCGCGCGCAACUUUUCCCCAGCUGAGCCACGGGCUGAGCCUAUUAGCCCCCGCUCCAAGCUGCAGGCCCUCUUCGCCCAUCCGCUGUACCAAGUCCCAGAGGAACCGCCUCUCCGGGGACCCGAGGACGCGCUCUUGGCCAGCCAGGAGGCGCUGCGCUAUUACCGGAGGAAGGUGGCCCGCUGGAACAGACGACACAAGAUGUACCGACAGCAGCUGAACCUCACGUCCCUGGAACCCCCGCUGCAGCUCCGGCCUGAAGCCAGCUGGGUCCAGUUCCACCUGGGCAUCAACCGACAUGGGCUGUAUUCACGGUCUAGCCCCAUCGUCAGCCAACUUCUCCAGGACAUGCGGGGCUUUCCCACCAUCAGUGCCGAUUACAGCCAGGACGAGAAAGCCUUGCUCGGGGCAUGUGACUGUACCCAGAUUGUGAAACCCAGCGGCGUCCACCUGAAGCUGGUGUUGAGGUUCUCGGAUUUCGGGAAGGCCAUGUUCAAACCCAUGAGACAGCAGAGAGAUGAGGAGACGCCCGCAGACUUCUUCUAUUUCAUUGACUUCCAGCGACACAAUGCUGAGAUUGCAGCGUUCCACCUGGACAGGGUCCUGGACUUCCGACGGGUGCCACCCACAGCAGGGAGGUUAGUGAAUGUCACCAAGGAAGUCCUGGACGUCACCAAGAAUGAAAUCCUGCAGAGUGUUUUCUUUGUGUCUCCAGCUAGCAACGUGUGCUUCUUCGCCAAAUGUCCGUACAUGUGCAAGACCGAGUACGCCGUCUGCGGCAACCCUCACAUGCUGGAAGGCUCCCUCUCCGCGUACCUGCCAUCUCUCAACCUGGCCCCCAGACUGUCUGUGCCCAACCCCUGGAUCCGCUCCUACUCGCUGGGAGGAAAAGAAGAGUGGGAGGUCAACCCGCUUUACUGCGAUACAGUGAGACAGGUCUACCCAUACAACAGCAGCAGCCGGCUCCUCCACAUCAUCGACAUGGCCAUCUUCGACUUCCUCAUAGGAAACAUGGACCGCCAUCACUAUGAGAUGUUCACCAAGUUUGGAGAUGACGGGUUUCUUAUUCAUCUUGACAAUGCCAGAGGGUUUGGACGACACUCCCAUGAUGAAGUCUCCAUCCUCUCCCCUCUCUCCCAAUGUUGCCUGAUCAAAAAGAAGACACUACUGCACCUGCAGCUGCUGGCCCAGGCCGACUACAGACUCAGUGACGUGAUGCGGGAGUCACUGCUAGACGACCAGCUCAGCCCUGUCCUCACAGAGCCCCACCUCCUGGCCCUGGACCGGAGGCUCCACAGGGUCCUCGAGGCUGUGGACACGUGCCUAAAGGCCCACGGGGAAGCCAGGGUUGUGGUCAGUGGCCCCACUGAGCCCUCAGCCCCCAACUCUGGCAGAGCUAAGUGGACAAGAUAGAGACUGCAAGAGUC
Molecule: messenger RNA, 1619 nt
Organism: Chrysochloris asiatica (Cape golden mole)
Lineage: Eukaryota; Metazoa; Chordata; Mammalia; Afrosoricida; Chrysochloridae
Gene: FAM20A
Product: family with sequence similarity 20, member A
Exons: 11
Coding region: 1-1605 (534 amino acids)
Cellular component (GO): Golgi apparatus
Molecular function (GO): protein serine/threonine kinase activator activity
Source: RefSeq, a predicted model, not a curated record